CCCCCUCAGCCCUUCCCUUCACCACCAUCUCACCUAAUAGCAACCACUCAAGAUAAUGGCCUCGAAAAGGGCAUUGGUGAUUCUAGCAAAAGGAGCAGAGGAAAUGGAAACUGUAAUCCCCACUGAUGUUAUGAGAAGAGCUGGGAUCAAGGUGACUGUUGCAGGCCUAACGGGAAAAGAACCAGUACAGUGCAGUCGAGAUGUCUUCAUUUGUCCUGAUGCCAGUCUUGAAGAUGCCAGAAAAGAGGGGCCUUAUGAUGUUGUGGUCCUGCCUGGGGGUAACCUUGGAGCUCAGAACUUGUCAGAGUCUCCUGCUGUGAAAGAUAUUUUGAAGGACCAGGAAAGCAGAAAAGGACUGAUUGCUGCUAUAUGUGCAGGUCCUACUGCCCUUCUGGCACAUGGAAUAGGGUUUGGAAGUAAAGUCACAACACAUCCUUUGGCUAAAGAUAAAAUGAUGAAUGGAGCACACUACUGCUACUCCGAGAGCCGUGUGGAGAAAGAUGGGAACAUCCUCACCAGCCGUGGCCCUGGUACCAGCUUUGAAUUUGGGUUGGCCAUUGUUGAAACGCUGAUGGGAAAGGAAGUGGCCGAACAGGUGAAGGCACCCCUAAUACUGAAAGAGUGAAAUCCUGGUGUGGGACAGGGAGUAGGGCAAUUUUGGAUGGAGAGUCUUGUCCUCUGUAGAAUAACUGUAAGAUGCACUGUUGUAAAUAUAAUUUAAUUGUGGGUGAAAUUAGCAACUUAACAAAUCAACAGUCUUGAUUUCUGGAAAAACUAUCCUCUUAGUAAAAAACCUCGCCACAAAAAAGCAGCCAGUAGCUAAUAAUCUUAGGUCUUGCAUGGCAUUUUAAAAUCACAUGGGAAAAUGUUUGCUGAGUAAAUAAAAAUGAAGCAACC
Antrostomus carolinensis (chuck-will's-widow) is the source of this 897-nucleotide messenger RNA. RefSeq names its product Parkinsonism associated deglycase (gene PARK7). Gene Ontology annotation, molecular function: oxidoreductase activity, acting on peroxide as acceptor. The record is from RefSeq and is a predicted model, not a curated record. Gene Ontology annotation, biological process: glyoxal metabolic process; response to oxidative stress; glycolate biosynthetic process. Bases 56 to 625 code for a protein of 189 amino acids. Gene Ontology annotation, cellular component: mitochondrion; cytoplasm; nucleus. The transcript is spliced from 6 exons. Lineage: Eukaryota; Metazoa; Chordata; Aves; Caprimulgiformes; Caprimulgidae.